This is a messenger RNA of Adineta steineri, 672 nucleotides long. NCBI's taxonomy places the organism in Eukaryota, Metazoa, Rotifera, Eurotatoria, Adinetida, Adinetidae. The record is from the annotation of a GenBank genome assembly.
CUUGUUUGUUAUUUAAAUGCAUGUAAAGAUUUAAAUGAAAUUAAAGCACGUUCAAUAUUAUCGAAAAUAUUCUAUUUACUUUCACGUGAUAAUGAAAAUGAUAAUAAUAAUAAAUUAUCUAUAUGUAUUGAACGUUAUUUAUCUUUAAUACCUGUACAACAUUGGUUAUUUUGGUUGCCACAAAUAUUAAAUAAAUUGAUACGUAAUGAAUCUAGUCAAUGUAUGUUUGCUAUUUUAACUGAAUUAAUACGUUUAUAUCCGCAAGCUGUUUAUAUUCAAAUAAAAAAGAAUUAUAAAAAAUUAAUCGAAAAUAAUCAAGAAGAAAAACAAAUUCCAGAAACACCAACAACACCUACAAUUGAAAAUACUUUAAACUUACCAACAAUUUCAAUUAGACAACAAGCUAUUAAUAAUUUAAAACGUUUAGAACAAAUUUUACUUGAACAACAUCCAACUAUAGUACGAACAUUAGAUAUUAUUAUUGAACAAUUACAUACUAUAAAUGAAAUAUUUUUUGAAUAUAUGAAUAAACGUUUAUAUGAAUGUCAAAGAAAAAUUUAUCAAGAUUUAUUUGAAAAUAGAAAAAUUUUAUCUAAUGAUAUUAAAUUAAUUAUUCAACAUUUAAAAGAUCUAUUAAAUAAUGAUGAAAAAGAAUUUCAACAUAUGAAAUAA